ACGGGCAGGGGGCGGAGCCAAUUUCAAAACCAAGAGCCAAGAUGGCGGAGCUGGGAUCGUUGAGGAAUCGGACGCGACUCUCUGCCAGGACGAUGCAGGAUAUGAAUCACGUUAACGGGCCAGACGAAGAACAGGAUGAAGAGAUCCAGCUUAACUCUGAUACGGAGGUGAUGGACCGACCAUGUCCGAUCCAGAUUGUUCUUGCCCAUGAAGACGAUCAUAAUUUUGAUUUGGACGAAAAGGCAUUGGAAAGCAUUUUGAUGCAGGAGCAUAUCCGUGAUUUAAAUGUAGUCGUCGUGUCUGUGGCUGGUGCAUUUCGGAAAGGAAAAUCUUUUUUGCUCGACUUUAUGCUCCGAUACAUGUACAGCCAGAGAUCAAGCUGGAUCGGUGGUGACUGUGAACCUUUAACUGGCUUUACAUGGCGAGGAGGGUGUGAGCGAGAAACUACAGGCAUACAGAUCUGGAGUGAAGUGUUUGUUGUUGACAAGCCCGAUGGAUCUAAGGUUGCAGUUAUCCUCAUGGACACACAGGGAGCCUUUGAUAGCCAGUCAACAAUCAAAGACUGUGCAACUGUGUUUGCUCUGAGCACCAUGACCAGCUCCGUACAGGUUUAUAACUUAUCCCAGAAUAUCCAAGAGGACGAUCUGCAGCAUUUGCAGCUUUUUACGGAGUAUGGGCGUCUUGCAAUGGAAGAGAUUUACAAAAAGCCAUUUCAGACCCUCAUGUUUUUAAUUAGAGACUGGAGCUAUCCCUACGAACACUCAUACGGCUUGGAAGGUGGAAACCUGUUUCUGGAGAAGAGGCUGCAGGUGAAACAAAACCAGCAUGAAGAGUUACAGAAUGUCAGGAAGCACAUACACUCUUGUUUUACAAACAUAGGCUGUUUCCUAUUGCCACAUCCCGGUCUCAAAGUUGCCACCAACCCCUCUUUUGAUGGAAGACUAGCUGACAUAGAUGAUGAGUUCAAAAAGGAACUACAAAAUCUGGUACCUUUAUUGCUUGCUCCUAAAAACCUAGUACAAAAAGAAAUAAGUGGCACCAAGGUGACUUGUCGAGAUCUACUAGAAUAUUUUAAGGCUUACAUCAAAAUCUAUCAGGGAGAAGAACUGCCCCAUCCUAAAUCUAUGCUACAGGCAACAGCAGAAGCAAACAAUUUGGCCGCUGUAGCCGGUGCAAAAGACACUUACAGCAAAAGCAUGGAGCAGGUUUGUGGAGGUGAUAAGCCAUACAUUGCACCAGCAGACCUCGAAAGGAAACAUUUGGACAUGAAAGACGUCUGCAUAAAGCAAUUCCGUUCAAUAAAAAAGAUGGGAGGGGAUGAGUUCUGCCAUCGCUAUCAGGAGCAGCUGGAGGCUGAGAUUGAAGAAACCUAUGCAAACUUCAUGAAGCACAACGACGGCAAAAACAUCUUCUAUGCUGCUCGAACCCCGGCUACUUUGUUUGCCGUUAUGUUUGCUAUGUACAUUAUCUCAGGGCUGACCGGUUUCAUUGGUCUGAACUCUAUAGCAACCAUUUGCAAUUUAAUCAUGGGAUUAGCAUUACUGUCUUUCUGCACCUGGGCAUAUGUGAAGUACUCCGGGGAGUUCCGAGAAUUGGGAAGCUUAAUAGAUCAGAUUGCUGAGAUAAUAUGGGAACAGCUGUUGAAGCCAAUGAGCGACACUUUGAUGGAGGAUAACAUAAGACAAACUGUGACAAACUCCAUUAAGGCAGGUCUUACAGAGCAAGUGACUCAAGCGGCACGGCUAAAGACAGACUGACAGUCCAUCUCUCCAGCUGCAGCCUUUCUUUCCCCAUUGCUUGUUCGAACAAUGAGAACUCGGUAAAACCACAAACCAAAGUUUACAAUUACCACCAUAGAUGUAAUAUAACCAGGCUUAUCGAAGUGCUGCCACUGGUAUUUUAUUCCCCCCAGGUUAAGCUACCUAAAGCUUGCUGUAAGACUGUCAUGAAAGGUUCUUGGCCUUUUUGUGCCAGAAGCAUCAUCUUCCCUCUAGCACAGAGAGGUUAAAUUAUUGCAGACAUUGUGCCAUGUUUAUUUUUCUUUUUUCAUCCUUUUUUAUUUUUUUUUCAUAAAUCUGUUCAAUGAAGUACUUCAUCCUGCUAAGUGACAUGAUCUACUUUUAACUAAAUGAAUGUAGUUUUGUUUUUUUUCUCUGUAAUUUUAUUUACUAUUUAUAAUUGUACGCUUUCAAGAAUGACAUAUGAUCGAGGACUAUCAAGUAUACUGUAGCUGGGUUACUAAGAAAUCUACCAGUUAAUUCACUGCCUUUUUUGUUUCUUUCCUUCAUACUGUAUGUACAUAAAUGGCAUGUAUUUAGAGAAGUUUUCUUGAAAACAUUGCCUUUUUUUAAUCCACAAACCUGUCCUACUAUAGGUACAUAUCAGGGGGAGGGCCUGAGUGUUUUUCCUGUUUAGCCUUCAUGUAUAUACAACAUGCCAUUAAUUUUAUUGGGGGGGAUGGGAGGGAUGUUUUAGGGUUCCAGUCCAUCCAGAAGCAGAGCCUACAGCUAUAGAAGCUCCAAUCAUCUGUACAGCAUUAGCUAUUUUCUAUACAAAAUCUGAUAGGGCAUGUAUAUGACAUAUAAAUAAUAUAAAUACCAAUUUUGUAACAAGUUUUUGUAGUCCAUGCCAAAUACUGGUUCUGUUGUAGGCUAAGUGAAGUCCCUGCACAGGGAACGUCUGUGGCUCAUGUAAAUGUGUGAAUGCAUAAACCAAUCUGACAUUUUGAUAUAUUUGUGAUAUUUACUGCCUUGAACCACUGCUGUCUCACCGUGUUAGGUGAGAAAAUGAGCAUUUUUUGUUUUGUUGUGAAUCUUUGUCCUGUUUAAAGAAAAAAAAUGAAAGCUGUUUCCUGUAAUUUAUUUCCAGUAAAAUUAAAAACCGUUGUAUAUAUGGCACAUAUAAAA
This is a messenger RNA of Pelobates fuscus (common spadefoot toad), 2906 nucleotides long. RefSeq names its product atlastin GTPase 2 (gene ATL2). Gene Ontology annotation, biological process: protein homooligomerization; endoplasmic reticulum organization. The record is from RefSeq and is a predicted model, not a curated record. Gene Ontology annotation, molecular function: GTPase activity; GTP binding. NCBI's taxonomy places the organism in Eukaryota, Metazoa, Chordata, Amphibia, Anura, Pelobatidae. The coding region runs from base 42 to 1757 and encodes 571 amino acids. The transcript has 13 exons.